CAACUUUGUAUAUUUAAGUUCGUGUUCACAUAUUUAUAUCAGUAGUAUAUAUAUGUAUGACAUCCUCUUCCUGCAUUUGCUCCCUAUAUUCCUCAUUAUUAUUAGUCAUGGGGGGAGAGAAGAAGUUUUGCAAGUCGUGGAGCGACAUGAAGAAACACUUAAACGACACCGUUUCCAAGAGCUUCGCCGGUCGUUUCUUCAAGCUAGAAGCAAGAAAAACAACUUUCACGACUGAACUCCGAGCUGCAACCGCCACAUUCCUCACCAUGGCUUACAUCAUUACCGUCAACGCCAAUAUCUUAGCCGACUCCGGUGCCACAUGCUCCUUCAACGACUGUUCUACAGUGGCCGGUUCUUCACCACCGGGGCCAGACUGCGUACUUGGUUCUAACCCUGGCUACGAAGAAUGUAUUUCCAGGGUUAAAAAGGACCUUGUUGUGGCUACUUCUUUAUCAGCCAUGGUUGGUUCAUUAGCAAUGGGUUUGUUAGCUAAUCUCCCUUUUGGACUUGCUCCCGGUAUGGGAGCCAACGCUUACAUCGCGUACAACGUAGUUGGCUUUCGUGGCUCCGGUUCAAUCUCUUACCAUACAGCUAUGGCCAUCGUGCUUCUUGAAGGAUGCGCGUUUCUCGCUGUGUCCGCUCUAGGACUCCGCGGGAAGCUAGCCCGUCUCAUCCCUCAAACGGUGAGACUAGCAUGCGCCGUUGGUAUAGGAAUGUUCAUCGCUUUUGUUGGUUUGCAAAUGAACCAAGGCAUUGGGCUCGUUGGACCGGAUAAGUCAACGUUAGUAACGUUAACCGCGUGUGCGAAGAUGGACCCCGUUACGGGAGCUUGUCUAGGAGGGAAAAUGAAGAGUUCUACGUUUUGGUUAGCAGCUGUUGGGUUUCUCAUAACGAGCUAUGGUCUAAUGAAGAACGUCAAAGGUAGUAUGAUUUACGGAAUCGUGUUCGUUACGGCUGUUUCUUGGAUUAGAGGCACUGAAGUCACAAUCUUUCCACACACUCCUCUCGGAGACUCAAACUACAAAUACUUCACAAAAAUCGUUGACUUUCACAAGAUCCAGUCAACGUUAGGAGCUAUAAGCUUCACGGAGUUUAAAAACAGCGAGGUUUGGGUUGCGUUCGUUACACUCUUCUACGUUGACCUCCUCGGCACGACCGGAGUACUCUACACGAUGGCUGAGAUCGGAGGCUUCGUGGAAGACGGGAAGUUCGAAGGAGAGUACAUGGCUUACCUAGUCGACGCAGGGUCCUCCGUGGUGGGAUCGGCGUUAGGGGUCACUACAACGGCGACGUUCGUGGAGUCAUCGGCGGGGUUGAAAGAAGGAGGGAGGACAGGGCUAACGGCCGUUAUCGUCGGAGUUUAUUUCUUGGCGUCGAUGUUUCUGACGCCGUUAGUUACUAACGUGCCGAGGUGGGCGGUUGGGCCGUCGUUGGUGAUGGUUGGUGUGAUGAUGAUGGGAGUUGUGAAAGAUAUCAGAUGGGGAGAGACUAAGGAAGCUGUUACGGCCUUUGUGACGAUCUUGCUUAUGCCGUUGACUUAUUCCAUUGCUAAUGGGAUUAUUGCUGGUAUUGGUAUAUAUCUUGCUCUAAGCAUGUACGAUGUCGUUUUGGGAGUUGUGAAUUGGCUUAAUGGGGUUAGGAAACGGGUUAUGAGAGAGCAUAAUCAAGUUUCAUCCGUUGCUACCGUUGAGAUUGUUUGAUUAUUGACGAUAUCACAAAACCGGUUUUAGUGGUGUGUGAGUGUACACCGGGAGUGGUGGAGCUUUUCACAUGGUCGGUCGUUGGAUGACCAUGCAAAGACCCGUCAUGAUUGCUCGGUGGUUUUUUUUUUCUCUGUUUUUCUUUUUUUUUUUUUGGUUUAGUUUGCGUAGGCGAGAGUAGUGAAGUAACAUCGGAUGCAUCAGCUGCCAUGAACGUGUGUUCGAUAAUUCAUGGCUGCUUGUGCAUGCAUUGUUUGUACUUUGUAGGGUUUAAUGUUUCAACUAAAUGGCAUCUUUUGUUUGUAGCAAAUAUUUCAAUCAAAGACGUUUGGAUCCUAAA
Molecule: messenger RNA, 2040 nt
Organism: Camelina sativa (false flax)
Lineage: Eukaryota; Viridiplantae; Streptophyta; Magnoliopsida; Brassicales; Brassicaceae
Source: RefSeq, a predicted model, not a curated record